AUGCGCGUAAAGUGUGGUCUUCAGCACCUGAGCGGAGGACAGCUCCUGUCCCGCAACUCCGCCGUGGCUCUCAACGCCCGCACUUCUGAUCUGAAGCUCUGCUCCAGCCCGCCGCAAGUCAGGAAGAAGCGCAAAGACCCGCCGACGGAGAGAUCCGCGACACUGCUCAAUAUGUACCAGGGGCAUUUACAGGGGAAAGACUCUAGGGGUGCAGAUAAGACUGUUGCCAUGGUCCUGAAGGAGAUACCAAGUAAGGCGUCAUCAGAAGGGAAGCCCCUCCUCACAGUGACUACCAAGCUGGUGAGCGAGCAACAAGAAAGCCGGCCGCUUCUCAGCCCCUCAAUCGACGACUUCCUCUGCGAAACCAAGUGUGAUGGGGUUUCCCGCCCAGUGACAUCCAACACAGCCGUUCUGUCUUCAACACUGGACCUGCUAGACCUCAGUGAACCCGGAGAAAGGAGGAACAGCAAAGACAGAAAGUGUGCCCCAUUAUCCCGGGGUAACAGCCAGAAAAACAACGCACACAAGAAAAAGACAGAUGAGACCGAACUCAUCCAGGUGGAGGUCGAGCAGACGGGCCCAAGCAUGAGGACGCAAGAGAGGGCAUCCGUGGACUCAGUUACCAUUGGUUCAUUGGAAAAAUGGGAAGAACUCAGUCCCAACCCGGAAAGAAACGGCAACAGAAAAUGGAAGUUAGAAAGACGCCGCUCUUCAAAGAAUUCAUCCAAUGAGCUUUUGUGGUCUAUGGACUGCAAAUCAAAGUCAGAGUCGUCAAAUAAGAACGCACUGGAAGCAAAUACCAAAGUUGAGCCGGAGUCCGCCCUCGUAACGCAAGCUCGCCUAACCAAGGAGAAUCGCUGGGGGAGCUCCCUGCUGUCCAGACAUCAGUCCCUGGAGGAGGAGUUUGAGCGAGCCAAGGCUGCUGUCGAGUCUGAUACCGAGUUUUGGGAUAAGAUGCAGGCGGAGUGGGAGGAGCUGGCCCGACGGAACUGGCUGACAGAAAAUGAACAGUCACAGAUUCCCUCAACUGUAUCUCCACACGAGAAGGGUUACUACUUCCACACAGAUAAUCCUUAUAAGGACUUGCCUAAUGCGUUUGAAGAGGGACUAAAGAAAUCUCGAGAGGGAGACCUGCCAAAUGCUGUGCUUUUGCUGGAAUCCGCCGUCUUGCAGGACCCUCAUGAUUCAGAGGCCUGGCAAGUGUUGGGGACCACACAGGCUGAAAACGAGAAUGAGCAGGCAGCGAUCGUCUCCCUUCAAAGAUGUUUGGAGCUCCACCCAAAUAACCUUACGGCCCUCAUGGCUCUGGCGGUGAGCCUGACCAACACUGGUAUGCGUCACGAUGCGUGCGAGGCCCUGCUCCGCUGGCUGAGGCACAAUCCCAAGUACAAACACCUUCUGAAGGGGAAGACCCACCUGAUGGGAUCCCCCAACUCUCAGAGGAGGAUGUCAUACGGUCCCAACAUGGCCAGACCCGAAAGCUCAUUGUUACCGGAGGUCAAGGAGGUCUUCCUGGAAGCCGUUCAGCAGAACUCUGACAGCGUUGACCCGGAUCUGCAGACAGGCCUCGGAGUUCUCUUCAACCUCAGCGCAGAGUUUAAUAAAGCUGUCGAGGCCUUCAACACGGCGCUGUCAGUGCGGCCAGAGGACUACUUGCUGUGGAACCGCCUGGGGGCCACGCUGGCAAACGGGGACAGAAGUGAGGAAGCGGUGGAGGCUUACACCCGAGCCCUCGAGCUGCAUCCUGGUUUCAUCAGGUCCCGCUACAACCUGGGAAUAAGCUGUAUCAACCUGGGGGCACACAGGGAGGCGGCCAGUAACUUUCUGACUGCCCUAAGUCUUCAGAGGAAAAGCCGCAGUCGCCAGCAGUCCCACCAGGUGAUGUCUGGAAACAUCUGGGCAGCUCUGAGGAUAGCGCUCUCCAUGAUGGACCAACCGGAACUCUUCCAGGCUGCAAACAUCGGUGACCUGGAUCUCCUCAUUCGCGCCUUCAACUUGGACAUUUGAGGAAUGAGGAGCAGCGAUGCCACUUUCCCCGUCUCACCCCUUAAUUUCUAACUAACAGCCAAAAGCCCAAAGUGCACACAACCCUAGGCUCUGAACAAUGGUGCGUUCUUAUGCACGAGAAAAAAAAAAACGAGAUGAAAUACAGUUGUCAAAGCCGUCAUACUCCUUGCCCUUUGACACCUUGGGGCAGUUCUGACGGCCGGUUCUUCCAAGUGACUGUUUUGUGAUGGAAUUUGCACAUUGCGAUUUGUGAUUUCCCUGAAGAGCACAAGGACGGGCAAAGAUUGCACGAGCAAUGCCUUAGAGAACACAUCAAUUAAAAGCGACUCAUCCAGUGGAACAGAGCUGAGCUGGGAAAGACAGGCAGUUUUAAGACUCCGGCAGAGAAACUCUCACAAGUCAAUGGCAGAAAAAAGAUUUGAGCGGGAACACUCUUGACUUGAGAUGAUGAGGACAUUUUAAAGGCUGAACCUCACCUUCCUCUCUUGGCCGAUUCAUCCUCUGUCAUUGGACGGCUAUGAUAUUGCAUGAAUAAGCAUUUUCCAAAAUGGAUCCUUGUUUAAAAUGUUUCAAAUCAAACUUGUAGAAAUGUACCUAUUGCACUUCAGACUAUUAGAUGACUUUCAUAAUCCACGUGGAAUGUGCAAGCCAGGUUUAAAAGCCUUACCUAAAUGCAUGCGACCAACACAACAUAUUUAUACUAUUUUUAUGGGCAAUACGAAACCACAAAGCCAUUUUUAAUAGUGAGACUGGAUUUGAUUUCUUUACAUCUUUACACUUCUGAACUUGAAAGCUUUCUGAGCCAUUCGUGUUUUUUAGCCCCCCUUUUUUAUUUAUUUUGAUCUUGGCUCUGGGCUUCUCUUUGCUCCCUUUAAGCUGAGUGGCUGGAGAAAUACACACAUUAGCGCUUUUGAAUGAAUUCAGUUUUUUUAUGAUUAUUAUGAAAAAGAUGUUACAGGUCUAAAAAUAUCCCUGUCGUUUUCUUUUACCAGUAAUCAAUGUAAGCAUCUUCUUCUCUUUUUUCUUUCUUUUUGCAGAGUGCAUGUGUGUUCAUUUUAGUGCAGGCUUGAUUACUGUCUGUUCAAUGAUCAGUGGUUGCCAACCAAGACCCAAGACAGCAGCUUGGUAAUGCAUUCAUUUGUAUCUGCUGUGCCUCCACAAGCCACAAGGCUCAUACAUAUAAUUAAGUCAACUUGCCUCAGCCAUUAUGGAUGUAUUCUGUCUGGCUAAAUAUCGCAAAUAUUUGGUUGUUUUUUCGGAUCACCUUCCAACUUCAAUUCACGUCGAUAUGCAUCCACAGAAGACGUGAUUUCACUAAAUUGCCGGUGAAGUUUGCACCACCGCAGAGGCUUUUUCGGAAACAUGCUUUUUAGCUGACGGCUACCUUAGCAUCAAAGCUGCCACCCUGAAAGCCACCCUGUGAAGCGGACAUCAUGUUCCUCGCCGUGAAAUAGUAAAUGAUAGAUAAUCUGCUGUGCUGCGCAGCUCAGCACACUUUGGUGUUUAUCGGGCAUGUCCACAGUCCGGGUGCGCUGUCAAAUGUGGGUUUUUUAUUGUCAGCUCCUAUGCAAAAGGUCAUGUUUCAUGUUGCCAUUCUCGAUCGUCGGUUUGUCCCUGUCUGCCUCAGCGGACCAAAAGGAAAGUGUUGAUUGUGUGUUUUGGAAGAAUGCUAUCAGCGGGGACCAGAGACCAGUAUGAGAGCCAUUUAUCUUUCAAGCUGUGCAGCCGAGAUGUCACGGACUGUGAAAGAGUAACUGUUUCAUUAGAAAACCGGGGGGAACACACCAACCCACUUACAGUGGCAUAGCAAUGAGUCUUUGACCACUAUUGCGUCCACUAAACUCACUGCCGUGCAUAUUUGCUUAUGUUGCAUAUGUUUUGUGUCCGAGUGUGUGUCCGGUUUUGAAAAAGCACUUUGAGUGGUCAGCUAGACACCAAUAUCUCUACAUCAUUACAGUCCACUUAACAAACCAUACAUCAGGCCAUUAAAGAGUUCAAACUAGAGCUACUUUCAAACCUUUUUAUUUGUGAUUUACUGGCAUAAAAACUAAUCCUGCAGCCAGACCAUUACUAUAAACUAUUCUUGCUGCAGGCUUUUGUGGCCUGGCAGGACAGUUUAUUGACCAAGAAGGCACUGAGACAGCGCGUUUAUAAGAAAUAUAUAUGAAACAAUCUGCAUUGGACUGAGGCUGACAGUGGACUCUCAAAGAUAGUACAGCCAAGGAAGAGGAGGAAGCACAACUCAGACAGAUCAAAGCAGAAUGUGAUGGGCGACGUGCAGUAAUUCGUUCAAUCUCUAUGAAGCUAUUUUUAGCCAUGCUUGUAGCAAGUCAAAUUUGUUUCCAGUAAAUAUUUUAGAGUGUACAUUAAUGAUAGAAAAACUCUUUGAAUUACUGGUGCCACAGCUAUGUCAUUUUGUUUUCGUUUCCCCAUGUUCUUUUUUCUUCUCCUCCACCAGAAAACAUUCCUAAGAAGUUUGAAAGGCAUUCUUUCUAUUUCUGGUCUUUCUUUGCUCACUUAAUGACAUCACCAUGAAAAACAUUUAUGCAAUGCCUGCUUAUUGGCCAAUUCCUCAAAGACUAAAUAGCUGCCGUGGAAUUUGCUAAUAUUUAACAGUUAGAGCGAAUUCAUUUCUUGGGAGGGGUUCUUGAGAGUGACAGAACCUAUAGCAUCUGUAUGAAUGAACAAAUUAGUUUUAAACAUUAAGCCAGGCAAAAUUCAAUUAUGGAACAGUAAUUGAACUUAAUAUUGAUUCUUUAAGAUCAUCCUCAGUAAUGGCCAGUAGGCAGUUUCCAAUAGAUUAGUGCCAACUUCUCUAAUGAAAAUAUUUUUAUCACAAAUGAUUCAAAUGUUAUGAUCUACUUUAUUUUCUUUUUGAUUAGUGUGGUUUGGAUGAUACCAAUUAUUUAUCAGUUUAGUCUUUGGUUUUAAAGUUUUUUUUAAACUCCUGGAUGAAUACGAUUAGGGCAGAAAAGCAGAAUCAAUGUAAACGAGUCAGUUACUUAUUAUUCUAAUUCACCAACCUUUUUUUUUUCCAUUUGUGUGGCACUAGUAUUAUGGACACACACACAUCAUCAUGGCUGAUGAGCAUGGCCCCUCGUCCAUAUCUCUUUUGUCCUGGUUCAGGUCUCCUGGUUCCCUGAACACGAUAUCCUGUCAUGAAACUUCCAAAUUGAGUCUAGCUUUCUCAUCUGUUGGCAUUUGUGACUUUUUUUUUUUCUUCUCGUUAUUUCAAAAUGCUGUAGAUGGGAUGAAAAUUCAAACAAAUAUUUAUUUUUGUAAAGAGAAGGGAAAUUGCCAGUUUAAAGUAUAAAGACCUACCGGGUGCGUGAUUGUUUAGCGCAUCGCGAUAGGACACCUGUGGUAACAUUUCUCUUCAUAGAACCAACUGCUAUACCUUUCUCAGGUAACCUGAAGUAGUUUAGCGCAUGCUCUGAAGGAACAGCAUGAGACUGACUGCAUGCUAGAUUCUCUACAUUGAUUUAUGUUUCUUUUCUCAAGCGUUAUCUUCCUUUAUAUGCAUGUAAGUGCUCUCACAAACAUAUAUAUAGAUAUAUAUUAAGCAUAUGAGGAACUUUCCUUGCAAUAUUUCUACAGUGCACAGCAACGUAAAAUGAUAUACAAAACAAUAAGGUAUUUCUUGUGUAGAGCAGCCAGUCUGUGCAAGGCUCAAGCAGAAAAGUGACUUUAGAGAAUAACAUUUAAUCUCUUCCAAAUGUACUUGAGCUUAAAUUCUGGUGCAUUUCUAGGACUGGUUAUUCAACAGUUAUUUUCAGUAGAAAAUUUGUAACUGCAAUUCCUGGGAACGGUGAGAUUACGGUAACCAGUGCAUUAACCCCAACCUAUGAAGCUUUCCAGCAACUAUUAUACCCAUAACACUUUUUUAAAAAUCACCUUACAGUUGUGUUUUUAUUGAUCACUGCUUUUGAUGUGCUCAAACAUAAUUAAGAAGCAUUUGGUUUUAAAGUAAGACAUUUUGCACACGGUUGGGUCAUAAUGCGGUCAAAAUGAAGGUGAUACGUUUCUCAAAAAAUAGCAACAAUCUUAAUAAAAUAAGUACAUUUUUGUAUGUGUAAUUGCAUCAAAACUGCAUUUCACUGCUGAAGAUGCAAUGCAGGUUGAAAAUGUUCUUUGUCAUGGUUCAUAAGGCUUAAUUUUUAUUGAAAUGUUUCUUUUUUAGUUCUCCAUCUCCGUAAAACAUUUCCAAAAUGUUUGCAGCUGCUUCAUAAGUUGGGGUUCGAAAGGGUCACUGAUCAAAGUUCUGUACAUUUAUUUUCUCACUCCUUUGAUUCAGUGUGUAUAGAAACGAUUUAUUCUAGUUUAUUUAUCAGUGUAUGAAAAUAUAUGUAUUUGUUAAAAUGCUAUUUUGAUGUAUGAAAUUAGAAAUGAUAUACUUUACAUACAGCCAUUAAUUUAGUAAAGACACUGAGUAUAAUGCAUACUACUCUAACCUGUAUAACCACCAGGAAAGCAUUAGCACCUUUGAAACGUAUAUAAUGAAAGCAACCUUUGAAAAUAAAAAGUUGUUAUUUCUAUAUAUAUACAUACAGACAUAUAGAUGUUCCCAUAUCCCGUG
Menidia menidia (Atlantic silverside) is the source of this 6583-nucleotide messenger RNA. The record is from the annotation of a GenBank genome assembly. NCBI's taxonomy places the organism in Eukaryota, Metazoa, Chordata, Actinopteri, Atheriniformes, Atherinopsidae.